This is a messenger RNA of Mus pahari (shrew mouse), 989 nucleotides long. Its product is annotated as olfactory receptor 6N1-like. The record is from RefSeq and is a predicted model, not a curated record. Gene Ontology annotation, molecular function: olfactory receptor activity; G protein-coupled receptor activity. Bases 11 to 955 code for a protein of 314 amino acids. The transcript has a single exon. Gene Ontology annotation, biological process: G protein-coupled receptor signaling pathway. Gene Ontology annotation, cellular component: membrane. Lineage: Eukaryota; Metazoa; Chordata; Mammalia; Rodentia; Muridae.
CCUUGGAAUCAUGGAUCAUGUCAACUACACCUGGACGCGGACUUUCAUCCUUGCUGGUUUUACUACCUCUGGCACCCUCCGACCUCUUGCCUUCCUGGGGUCCCUGUGCAUCUAUCUCCUCACACUGGCAGGGAACUUGUUCAUCAUUGUCUUGGUUCAGGCAGAUUCAGGGCUGUCCACUCCCAUGUACUUCUUUAUCAGUGUCCUCUCUUUCCUGGAACUCUGGUAUGUCAGCACCACAGUGCCCACCUUGCUGCAUACAUUGCUCCGUGGGUAUUCACCCAUCCCCUCAUCUGCAUGCUUUGUUCAGCUCUAUGUCUUCCACUCCUUGGGCAUGACAGAGUGCUACCUGUUAGGUGUCAUGGCUCUGGACCGCUACCUUGCUAUCUGUCGUCCACUGCAUUACCACGCACUCAUGAGCAGACAGGUACAGGUAUGGCUUGCAGGUGCCACUUGGAUGGCUGGUUUUUCAGCUGCCCUGGUGCCUGCGUGUCUCACUGCCAGUUUACCAUAUUGCUUGAAAGAAAUAGCCCACUACUUUUGUGACCUGGCACCACUAAUGCGGUUGGCAUGUGUGGGCACAAGCUGGCAUGCUCGGAUUCAUGGGGCAGUGAUUGGUGUGGCCACUGGAUGCAAUUUUGUCCUCAUCUUGGGACUCUAUGGGGGUAUUCUGACAGCUGUCCUGAAGUUGCCUUCAGCUGCCAGUCGAGCCAAAGCCUUCUCCACAUGUUCCUCCCAUAUGACAGUGGUUGCACUGUUCUAUGCUUCUGCUUUUACUGUGUAUGUGGGUUCACCUCAGAGCAGACCUGAGGGUACUGAUAAGCUUAUUGCUUUAGUGUAUGCCCUCCUGACUCCAUUCCUAAACCCUAUCAUCUAUUCCCUUCGCAACAAAGAGGUGAAAGAGGCCAUGAAGAGGGUCAGUGACAAGAUCAGGACUUUGUUGAGAGACACCUAAUUAUCUCUUUUGACAUUAGCCAUAUUCAGGAUAA